Molecule: messenger RNA, 2985 nt
Organism: Danaus plexippus (monarch butterfly)
Lineage: Eukaryota; Metazoa; Arthropoda; Insecta; Lepidoptera; Nymphalidae
Product: protein amalgam-like
Exons: 14
Coding region: 222-1685 (487 amino acids)
Molecular function (GO): protein binding
Source: RefSeq, a predicted model, not a curated record
AGAGCAUGCUGGAGAUGCUAUACCGUUCAGAAAUUUUGUAGGAAAUUGUACGUUCGAAAGUAGAGGCUCAGUUGAGUUUGCGAGCGCGGCUGAACGGUCGCGUCCAUUGCCCGAUAAACGAAAAUCAAGUGCCUGUAAAUCGAAGAAGUGAUGUGUUGAGUGUUACCAGUGCCUAAAUAUAUUUUUUAUAUAAAGUAUUGUUCGAACUAAGUGCAUAUAAAAUGGAGCUGAUGAAAAUAUCCUUAUGUCUAGCGUUCUUCUUGUUGGCUGUAUCACAAUGUUCAGAAGCGAGACACUCUAUGAAGAGACGUGAAACAGAUGAUGUGAACUAUGACGAUGUUUUAGCUGAUGAGGCCACUGAUAAUGAAGAACAAAAUGAUGCUGAAGGCAACGAUGUCGACGAAGACGAGCCGGUCGACGCUAUAAUAGAGACGCCUCCAAAAAAUUACAGCGCAAUAAUCGGACAGGACGUCAGACUGGAGUGUAAAGUAUCUCCUUCGUUUGGUGUCGUGGUCCAAUGGAGCAAAGACAAUAACAAAUACUUCCUGGGGACUCUAAAGGCUGUUGAGCAAGACCUCAACACGUACGGAGUGGACUCAGAGAGGUUUGCCAUCGCCGCUAAUUCCACGGACCUGUUGAUCCGCGGCGUCCGACCGGAAGACGCCGGCUCGUUCGCCUGCACCCUGAUGCAGUUCAAACCGGAAGUCAUCAAACACCAGCUCUCCGUACUGGAAUACCCGAAGAUUGUCAGUUUCACGGCGACCAACGGCGGCUCAGUGAUGGAGGGCUCGUCCGUGUCCCUGACGUGCGAGGCGGUCGGCUCCCCGCCGCCGCAGGUCGUGUGGUCGCGGGACGUGGGCGGCGUGAACGAACGUCUGCAAGAAAAGGACGGAGAAUUCGUCGGAUACUCAGUUUAUAUUAAAAAUAUCAAACGCGAGCAAUCUGGAAAGUAUUACUGCUAUGUCUUUAACGGUAUCGGAGCGAACCAGGCUGAGGUCACGGUUAAUGUCAGAGGUAAACCCCGCGUUCAUGUCCACAACACUAUUGUUAAUUCGGCAAUCAAUGUGGAAGCUGUCCUGCAAUGCACCGUCCACGAUGAACCUGGUGCUCACAUCCGUUGGUACAAAGACGGUCAACUGAUCGAGAGCAUCUCCCGCCAGUACGAUAUAAGCACACGCGGGUCACACUCUAAUCUCACAGUGCUGCCAACAUCCGACAGCGACUUCGGCACCUUCACAUGCGAGGCGGAGAACGAGUUCGGUUCACACAACCGCUCCAUAUCCCUCGUCCAAUCACCCGUGAUACACUCACUGGAGGCUGACGGCUCGAGGAUAGGGGUCACCAUAACCAGCAGACGACCACUGCACACCGUCGAGCUGCAAGUACGGGAGCUGGGUGGGGACGGUGAAUGGCGCACCUUCAACAUCCCGGUGCCGACGUCGUCUUCGCACGAGUACUUUAUAGCCUACACGUUGGACGAGCUGGAGGCCGGCAAGUACGAGGCGGUGGUGAGGGCCGAGAACGAUCACAGCUGGAGCGAGCACUCCGACUCCACCCUGCUUGAUAUAGAGGCGAAGCCGGAGUACAUUCAGCAUGCUUCAGUGUACAGAGGCAAUUCAGCGCAUUCCGUGAAAUCCGUGGCCCUCACGACUACCCUCAUGUAUCUUCUGGUACGGACGCUGUAAACCGACGUUUAGACUAAUUAUUUAUUAUUAAUAACGAUAUAAGACGUUUAAUUUAAUACAGCUUCUAGGUGCGACUAAAAUAUUAAUACUAGAUUUUUUUUUUUUAAUUUUUCGAUCAAAAGUUUUCGGUUCGCAUUUCUUAGAAGUGCCAAUGAAAAAAAUUAAUGCCCAGUUACUUAAUUACGCGAAAAUCAAAACAAAAUUAACAAUAACUGAGCCACGUUACGUUUAUCUUUAAUUUACUGUAAAUAUUAUGUUUUAAUGAAAGUAAAUAGCCGACAGCGACAUUCAUGUAAGUGUAUGAUUAUUAUUUAAAUGUAUGAAACGACCGCGACUAGACAUCUGGUCGUUACGUUACGUUACGUUACGUGCAUUCUAUGAAGGAUUACUUACGAGUAAUUUUAGUUUAUAGAAAAAAAAAUAUAUAGGUAAUUAUUACCAAAGUGUAAUUAAGUGUUAAAAUCAGUCUUAGUAAUAGAAAUGCUUAUAUAAUUACUUAAUGGCUUAAAAUAUUUUUUUUUUUAGACGAAAGGUCGUUUGCUAGCGAAAAUACAUUAAAAUAUAUUAAAUAAAAUAAGUGUAGCUAUAAAAAUGUGCCUAUAAUACAAUAGUUUCGGAGGUGCUGAGCCCGAAUCGAUGUAACCGUAUUCUUUGAUAGCGUAUGACAUUGAUAAAUGAAAAAUCUAUAACAUGAUAAAUCCGUUUAUUUUCAUUAUAAGAAAAUUUAUCCAGACACGAAAUGUUGGGUACUGUAUUUUUUUUUUUUUUUUAAUUCUCGACUAGAUUUUUGAUUGUUCAAUGUCCUCAUGUAACCAACUAGUCUUUAAAGUAAUCGCUUAACUAAUCAACAGGCUCGUCGUGAGGGGUCCGUUCACACUAUUUAUAAUAUUUUAAUGUAACAAAAAGUACAAUCGUAAAUAAUAUUUUGUGAGCUCGUCGUUUUGUUUUAUUAAUAAAAAUAUGUCUUCGAGUUUUUUGAAAUGUAAUAUAUGAUGUAUUGCUUUAAAUAAAAAAAAAUAUUUUUACAAAGAACAAAAAAAAAACAACACGGAAAUUCUCAAUUAAUUUUGUAACAUGAACGAACAGAAUGAACAUUUUUUUUGUUCAAAUGAAUGUAAAAAUAUAUGAAUUCAUUUGAAUUAAAUGAAAUCAUUCAUUGAAAUGUUAAAAUUGUAAUCAAAACUCAAUGUGACGUCUGUAACCACAUGCUUCAAGUUUGUGCCUUCAUUAAAAUGCAGAAGGUGAUAUCUUUUUUGUCUUUAAUAAACAAUUAAUGUUUGUAAAUAAGUAUACAUGAAUA